Molecule: messenger RNA, 549 nt
Organism: Euleptes europaea (tarantolino)
Lineage: Eukaryota; Metazoa; Chordata; Lepidosauria; Squamata; Sphaerodactylidae
Gene: SNRPD3
Product: small nuclear ribonucleoprotein D3 polypeptide
Exons: 4
Coding region: 85-465 (126 amino acids)
Biological process (GO): RNA processing; spliceosomal snRNP assembly
Cellular component (GO): U12-type spliceosomal complex; commitment complex; SMN-Sm protein complex
Molecular function (GO): RNA binding
Source: RefSeq, a predicted model, not a curated record
CGAAAGUUUCCGGGUGAUUGGCGCGCUGCAUGGUGGGGUUCCGGAGAACGGACAUCAGUUUGAAUACAGACAACAGCUACUGCCAUGUCUAUUGGAGUGCCAAUUAAAGUUCUGCAUGAAGCAGAGGGCCACAUUGUGACCUGUGAAACCAACACAGGUGAAGUCUACCGGGGGAAGCUCAUUGAGGCAGAGGACAAUAUGAACUGCCAGAUGUCCAACAUCACAGUGACUUACAGAGAUGGGCGCGUAGCACAGUUAGAGCAAGUGUACAUUCGGGGAAGCAAAAUUAGAUUUCUCAUCUUACCAGAUAUGUUGAAAAAUGCUCCAAUGUUGAAAAGCAUGAAGAACAAAAACCAAGGUUCUGGAGCUGGAAGAGGCAAAGCAGCUAUCCUCAAAGCCCAGGUGGCUGCAAGAGGAAGAGGACGUGGAAUGGGACGUGGCAACAUUUUCCAGAAGCGAAGAUAACUUUGGACUGUCUCUCCUUGGUGAACUAAAAUCUGUCAGAAACUAAUUGUAUUGCGUGUUCCAAUAAAUGUGUUUCUUAGAAAA